Diplodia corticola is the source of this 441-nucleotide messenger RNA. RefSeq names its product pro41 protein. NCBI's taxonomy places the organism in Eukaryota, Fungi, Ascomycota, Dothideomycetes, Botryosphaeriales, Botryosphaeriaceae. The record is from RefSeq and is a predicted model, not a curated record. The transcript has 3 exons. The coding region runs from base 1 to 441 and encodes 146 amino acids.
AUGGGCAAGCUAAUCAAAAACCACUGGGCUCGCCUCAUUGUCCUCACCGCCGCUGCCUACCAGGUUGCCGCCGCGAUUGAGGGUUUCUUCUGGCCCAAGAUCUUCUGGGACUUCCUCACCAAGAACUUGGAUGGCGCCGUCAAACCCGUGCCUGCACUCCAGAUAAUCAACCUCAUUCUCGGCAUCCUGGGCGUGUGCUACGAGUGGCCGCUCAGCUUCAUCGCCGGCUCGGGCUUCCAUCGCUCGAUUGAGAUGCGGUUAAUCAUCUACCCUUUGAGCGCCUUGGUCGCUCUCCUGCUUUACCAGGGCACCAAUGCCGGCCUGUACUACAUUAUUGGAAUGAUUGUAUACUUUUGGGCCUAUAGCGAGGGCGAGAUCGUUUGCGAAAAGCCCUGGACUCUGCCCAAGAGGGGCAAGGCUCUUGGCCCCUCCAAGGUCUAG